CGUACUCAUCCCAUCCAACGAGCCGACGGCGAUUUUGGCGCUGUGGAUCUCCUAAAGCCGUCCGCCGCCUUGUCAUACUUCCGAAAGCUCUGCUCUUCAUUCACGGACGUUUCCCAAGACGUCAUCGACAACUUCUUCCAGGACUCGAUGCGUCUCGUUCGGUCUCAAGGGGAGCCUGCUGUCAAGGCGCACACAGUGCCGAGGGAGGUGUCGGAGAAGGUGUAUGAGAUUUUAAUGAAGAGCAAGGGUGCGGAGGUUUGGGAUACUGAGGUUGAUGUGAUUCGGACUUUGGAUGGGGCUAAACGAUGA
Laccaria bicolor S238N-H82 is the source of this 309-nucleotide messenger RNA. RefSeq lists its product as uncharacterized. The transcript has a single exon. The annotation marks the transcript as partial. NCBI's taxonomy places the organism in Eukaryota, Fungi, Basidiomycota, Agaricomycetes, Agaricales, Hydnangiaceae. The record is from RefSeq and is a predicted model, not a curated record.